Molecule: messenger RNA, 2322 nt
Organism: Passer domesticus (house sparrow)
Lineage: Eukaryota; Metazoa; Chordata; Aves; Passeriformes; Passeridae
Gene: NUBPL
Product: NUBP iron-sulfur cluster assembly factor, mitochondrial
Exons: 9
Coding region: 843-1457 (204 amino acids)
Biological process (GO): iron-sulfur cluster assembly; mitochondrial respiratory chain complex I assembly
Cellular component (GO): mitochondrion
Molecular function (GO): ATP binding; 4 iron, 4 sulfur cluster binding; ATP-dependent FeS chaperone activity
Source: RefSeq, a predicted model, not a curated record
UUUUUUACAUGACCUCUGUCAGCCAGGACUUUGGCCUUCAACAACUUCAUUUUAGUUUUAUCCCCCAAAAGAAUUGCGACUAAGUUCAGAGCUUGAAAAUCAUUAAUUUAGAAUACUGCUGUCUUUGAAAUCUCUGUUACUCACAAGUCAAGUGGCCAGGUUCAAGGAGUAAACUGAAAUUUAAUUAUGUAGAGAAUCUUGCCAGAGAAGGUAAAGGAAAGGAUCUUUUUAGUGAGGUUAUCUGUGCCUGUAGUUUGUACACUGCACCAAAUGAAGCUCUAGAAUUCUUAUAUCUCAGAGAUAUCUGCAAGAAUAUCUUCUUUGUCUAUUGAUGUAGCAUUUGGUUUUCUUGUAAAUAUAGAAUCUGUACCUGGUGACAGUGAAAACUAGUUUUUGAUUCUUCAUGUAGGUGAGAGAAGUUUCUAAAUUAGAAUGAAAACUUUACUGUAUUUUUAAUGGGUUAAUAGCUGCAGUAAUUAUGAAACUUAUAGUACCUCACAAAGAAUGUUUGUCAGAAAUCUUCAGAGAGGUCUAAUGGGCAAAUUAAAAUUUUGCUGAGAAGAUUAAUGAUAGUGAAGCAGAAAGAAUUACUUAGUCAAUGAUUUAAAAGUAGAAGAUGAAGAGGAGUUAUAGUUCUUUAUUCUGUAAUUUUUUUAAUGUUCUUGAGGUCACCAGUGAUCAGAUGAGACCAUGACAGUACCAGUACUGCUGAAAGAGCAAAUCCUAGCGGUAGUAAGCCUGUGCUGGAGACUCUAUGGUGGGGGAGCCUUAGAAGUGUUGAUAAGAAAGCAAAAGAAGUUGGUUUGCUUGAUGCAGACAUAUAUGGACCUUCAAUUCCAAAGAUGAUGAACUUAAAAGGAAACCCAGAAUUAACACCAAAAAAUCUAAUGAGGCCCCUUAAGAACUAUGGAAUCGCAUGCAUGUCUAUGGGUUUCUUGAUAGAAGAGACUGCCCCGGUUGUGUGGAGAGGGCUCAUGGUAAUGUCAGCUGUUGAAAAAUUGUUGAGACAGGUUGACUGGGGUCAACUGGACUACUUAGUGAUUGACAUGCCACCUGGGACUGGAGAUGUACAGCUGUCAGUAUCACAGAAUAUUCCAAUUGCAGGAGCUGUGAUUGUCUCCACUCCACAAGACGUGGCUUUAUUGGAUGCCCACAAAGGAGCUGAAAUGUUUAGAAAAGUCCAUGUACCUGUUUUAGGACUGGUUCAAAAUAUGAGUGUUUUCCAAUGUCCCAAAUGUAAGCAUGAGACGCAUAUUUUUGGAACUGAUGGCGUAAAAGAUCUGGCAAAAACCCUUGGAUUGGAUAUUUUAGGAGACGUUCCACUGCACAUCAGUAUAAGGGAGACGUGUGAUUCAGGACAGCCUGUUGUGGUCUCUCAGCCUCAGAGUGAUGCUGCUAAAGCCUAUCUAAAGAUAGCUGUGGAAAUAUUAAGAAGACUACCAGUACCUCCUGCUUGAAGCAUUUACCACUGAAAUUUAGCAAAAAAGUGGUCUUUGAUGCAGCCAGUGCAGAAGAGUCCUGUUACCUAAAUACAUGGGUGGCAUACAUUGGUUUGAAGAACUUGUUUAGGAAUUAAUUUACUAGACGUUAAAUUAUGAUUGUGAUAAUUACUGUUUUUCACAUCAUUGUUUGACCAUGUCCAAAAGGAUUCAGGUAUGCAGAUGAUGAGAGACAGUAUUUAACUGCUGAAUUGUAACAUCAUCAAGCAAGAAGUGAUGAAGUACAUGUUUUCCAUGUGCCCUAUUUUAAAGUCAAGAAUGAAAAACAGCCUCUCCAUGCAAGGAGAACAAUGGUAUGCCAAGACAUAAAUUUAAUUUUUAAGCAGGAUUUUCAAUAUUCUAAUUUCCUUCAGUUUUUCUUCAGAUUUUUUACAUGGCUAGCUAUCAAACUGACCUUAAAUUCUGCAAGAUAUUAAGAAGCAAAAUCAGUUUCGUAACUGCUGUACUGUUCUGUUUUCAUCUUAAAAGAAGAUUUAAAAAUUCCACAUAUACUCUGAAGAGUUCUUGUGAUGGAUGAUGAACAAAUUCAUUCAUUAUCAGAUAAAGUUUGAUCGUGAGGCAGUUCACAGUUUAGUGGAGAAUGGAUUACGUGACCCUGAGGCUUAUUUCUCGACUGUUUUACAUUAUAAUGAACCCAGACAGAAGACAAGGUAACAGAGGUCUUCACUGAAAACCAGAUGUUUCUCCUGAGCUCAGUUUGCCACGGAAUGCAAAUGAUUAAGAUAAAUUAAGUUUAUGAUUGCAUAUUCCUACUACAGUGCAGCAACUUGGAAUUUGAAUAUAAAGAUAUAUUUUUGAAGUAAAGAAAUAUUUGGUCUUCAAA